GUAUCUAUUUAUUGAGAUCAGUUGGAAUCGUGCAUUCGUUGUGUUCAAAAGCUGCUGGUUGCUGCUCACAUUAAAAUAAAAUAAUUGCUACAUAAAUAAAUAUGGAGCCUAUUGCUAUCGAUACACUCUUGACGGUGUUUAAUAUUAUGGUAGCCAGCCCAGGAAGUAAUAUACAGUUGAAUUCGCAAGAUAUUGACGUCUCGUCAUUAAUGCGUUUUGGUGGAGAUGACGUGCGUAUAUAUUUUUCUUUGAUAGAAAAUUUGCAGCAAACAUGCGAAAUUCAAGAGAUAAGGAACCUGAGUGGCAUUAAUGAUGUGGUGGAAUUCCAAACAAAGGCAAACAAACAACUUGAAGACAUUAUUAGCGAUAUAAAAGCCAUCAAUACUCACAUAAGCACCACCAACUCGAAUCUUUGUUCUCAACGAAAAGUCGGAGAAUUAGCUGUAAAGUUGCCACAAUUGCCGAGGCCUUUUUCUGUUCGAUGUGAUAAUAAUCAAUAUGGUGGCGAUUGGUUAUUGAUCGCCCAUCGAUAUGUCAGUACCGUUCUUUUUCGUAGUGACUUAGGAGGUGUUUCAGAAAAUAAUGGUAUUGGCGAAUUUCACGGCGAAUAUUUCAUUGGCUUUGAUAAAUUGCGUGCCAUUACUGAUAGUCAAAUGUGUGAAUUGCUUAUAGUGGAGAACGAUGAAAGGCAGAAACAAUGGUAUGAUCAUUAUCAAACUGUGGCAUUUGGGGCCAAUAACAAAGUGAAACUGUUGGGCAAGCAUAGUACCAAUCGCGGAGAUAAUUCUGUUGGUUUGUUAGUCCAUGCAGAAGCGAUCAAUAAAAAAUUAAAAUUGUACUUGUAUCCAAAUACUGAAAUUAAGAUCUAUUUACGAAAAACUUCAUUGAAUGAACCUCCAAUUUUUAAAGCAGCAUAAUACUUUUGAAUGUACACUGUCGUGUUAAUAGAAAUGUUUAAUGGUUUUCAAAAAUAA
This is a messenger RNA of Zeugodacus cucurbitae (melon fly), 974 nucleotides long. RefSeq lists its product as uncharacterized. The coding region runs from base 102 to 917 and encodes 271 amino acids. The transcript has 4 exons. NCBI's taxonomy places the organism in Eukaryota, Metazoa, Arthropoda, Insecta, Diptera, Tephritidae. The record is from RefSeq and is a predicted model, not a curated record.